GCUCGAUUGGGUUAGACUACCGUCAGCCACCGUCUAGUAGUUCUCAAUCCGACAUGCCGCUUCUCGUUCUGCGCGUGCCGCUCGCCUCGACCAACAAUACUAGUACAUGCAGUGGCGCUGCACCUCCUGUAGCUGUAGCACCAGCGGCAGAGCAUUCCGACGGCCUACUGUUCGACGGCCUUGCUCUGGGCCACGGUGACGACGUCGACGAUAAGGCCGAGGCGGACGGCGACGACGCAGCGACCGUGAAGCUGGAGUGGCUGAGGUCGCAGAUCAUCGGCGCGGAAGCAGAGUUCGCGUCGCCGUUCGGGACCCGACGCAUCACGUACGCGGACCACACGGCGUCCGGCCGCUGCCUGCGGUUCGUCGAGGAGUUCGUGCUUCGGAACGUCCUGCCUUUCUACGGGAACACCCACACGACGGACAGCUACGUGGGCAUGCACACGAGCAAGCUGGCCGGGGAUGCGGCGCGGUACGUGAAGCGCAGCCUAGGCGCGGGGCCGCGCGACAUGCUGCUGUUCUGCGGCACGGGGUGCACGGCGGCCAUCAAGCGCCUGCAGGAGGUGACGGGCAUGGCCGUGGCGCCCACGCUGCGCGCCGCGGUGCUGGCCGCGCUGCCCCCGUCCGACCGCUGGGUGGUCUUCGUGGGGCCCUACGAGCACCACUCCAACCUGCUCACCUGGCGGGAGAGCCUCGCGGAGGUGGUGGAGGUCGGGCUGCGCGCCGCCGACGGCCUCCUGGACCUGGCCGCGCUGGAGUCGGAGCUGGCGGCGCGCGCGCCGUCGGGGCGGCCCAUGCUGGGCGCCUUCUCGGCGUGCAGCAACGUCACCGGGCUGCGCACCGACACCCGCGCCGUGGCGGCGCUCCUGCGCCGCCACGGCGCCCACGCCUGCUUCGACUUCGCGUGCAGCGCGCCCUACGUGCGCGUCGACAUGCGGUCGGGCGACGCGGACGGCUACGACGCCGUGUUCCUCAGCCCGCACAAGUUCCUCGGCGGGCCCGGGAGCCCCGGCGUGCUGCUCAUGGCGUCGCGGCUCUACCGCCUCCGCGCCACCGCGCCGUCCACCUGCGGCGGGGGCACCGUGCGCUACGUCAGCGCCUACGGCGACACGGUGUACAGCGACGACGCCGAGGAGCGCGAGGACGCCGGCACGCCGGCGAUCAUACAGAAGGUCCGCGCGGCGCUGUCGUUCCGCGUCAAGGAGUGGGUCGGGGAGGCGUGCAUCGAGGCGCAGGAGGCGCGCAUGCUGGCGCUGGCCCUCCGCCGCGUCCGCGCGGGGGCCAACCCCAGCCUGCGCCUGCUGCAGGGCGCCGAUGCCGCCGCGAGCGCGCCCCGCCUCCCCGUGCUCUCCUUCGUGGUCUACGCUCCUCCGCGAGACGGGACCGAGCCCGAGGGCAGGCUGCAGCUGCACUGCCGGUUCGUCACCAAGCUUCUCAACGACCUGUUCGGCGUGCAGGCGCGCGCGGGUUGCGCGUGCGCGGGGCCCUACGCGCACCGGCUCCUCGGCAUCAGUCCGGCGCGCGCCAAAGCCAUCAGAUCAGCCGUCGAACAGGGCUACCACGGGGUUCUGCCCGGGUGGACGCGCGUCAGCCUGGCAUACUACACGUCGAUGCAGGAGGCCGAGUUCGUGCUGGACGCCGUUGCCUUCGUCGCCAGCUUCGGCCACCGGUUCCUGCCGCUGUACACGUUCGACUGGAAAACCGGAGACUGGCACUACGAUCACAGCUGCGCCCGUGGGCUCGUGCCGAACAUCGUCGGCGGCAAUCCCAGUGGGCGAGUCAAAGCCGAGAACUGCUACCAGAGCUACAUGGCAUUUGCGCACUGCCUGGCGGAGUCCUUGGCUACCACUUGCACUGGGCUCAGCAGCGAUCCUGCUAUACGUAUUCCCAAGAGCGUCGACCCACAGUUGGUGUAUUUCCUCGUAUGAGUUGUCAUAGGCGGUGAUACUACUCCGUUGUACGGUGUAAUUGGAUUGGAAUACUGGAGGAUACUACUCCGUUCCGUUUUGACC
Messenger RNA from Zea mays, 2012 nucleotides. RefSeq lists its product as uncharacterized. NCBI's taxonomy places the organism in Eukaryota, Viridiplantae, Streptophyta, Magnoliopsida, Poales, Poaceae. The record is from RefSeq and is marked predicted. The transcript has 3 exons. Bases 54 to 1928 code for a protein of 624 amino acids.